AUGCAUCCUAUUUUGAAUGUUGUCGUCGUCAGUUUUCAUCACAAACGAGGAUGUGAGGUAGAAUAUUCUCAUCCAAAACUCGACGGAACCGGUGAAGCAGGACUCCCCGAUGAAUGGCAUCUUUUGCCGUCUCUCGCAUUGCCCGAUGGAGUUCAUAACUGUCAAAAAGACACUAUAUUUUUCCUGCUGCCAUCACGGGAAGAACCUGGAAAAUGUGUAUUUGGAAUAUCGUGUUAUCGACAAAUUGACGCAAAAGAGUUAAUCAAUAAAUCGGACGACGUGACCCGUGCAAGUGUUCAGAAGGCAGUAUGUGUUCUCUCCAGAAUUCCUCUUUUCGGUCCAUUGAAAGCGAAACUAGAAGUUAUUACUCAGACAUACUUCGAACAGAAAGACUUUUCGAAAGUGGAUGUUUUAGCUCAAAUGUAUACAAAUUUAUGUGAUAUUUUCGAUGAGAAUCUGACAGGAGAGUACUUUUCGAAUUUAGCUCAUCAUGAAAUUUCAAUCCAAGAAUUAUUUAUAAGAUUCCGCCAUCGAGCCCUUCUUCUUUUUAAAUUGUUUCUUCUGGAGCGAAAGGUUCUGUUUAUUGCACCGACUGGUUUACGACUUGGAGAAACUAUGUUGGCUAUCAUUUCCAUGUUUCCAAAACUGUUAGAAGAGGGUUUAUUUUAUUCGACAAUCGGUGUCAACACCAGCGACAAAAUUCGUCCAGCAAAGAUAUCAAAAAAUGAAAAUAUUAAAAACGAAGAGAUUGUAAUAGAAGAAGACGUUGGAAUACAAUUGACACGUAGUGAUCCACUGAAAAAGAAAGAUUCUUGUGGAUUCCCGUUGAGUCUUUUUACACAAGGAUCAUCUUUUGAUCCAUAUCUACCGAUCCAGUCAAUGGACUUGAUUUCGAAAACUCAAAGUUGUAUUGUUGGUGCAACGAAUGCAUUGUUUGCAAUGAAGAAAGAUUUGUUUGAUGUAAUUGUCAAGAUUGAAGAUGACGGUUCGCUUGUUCAUAAUCACAUCGAAUUCGUCAAUGAUUCAGCACUAGAACGAGUGGUUUCAUUGACCACAGCUGAUCUUCGGUUCGCUGAUUUUGUUCUGAAGAAAGUGGAAGAACAGAUGAAGGCAUCAUCAUCUGAAUUCGAUGGAAGUGAUGAAUGGAUCCGAUUGCAAAUGAAAAAUUAUCUUCUGGGGCUCGUCGCCACAUCACGAUCCGAUCUACAAGCAGCUAUUCCUCAUUUUGGUAUUGCUUUUGUCAAUGAAUGGCGGAGAACGAAAAAUCAUAAGAUUUUAGUGGCGAAUAAACAUGAAGACUUGACUUCUGUACCUCCAGGGCAUAUGUUUUCUGAACAAAUGGGUGUUUAUGAUGUUUAUCUUCGUCUCGAGCAUGCUGUAAAUGGUGUUGAAGGUGCAUCAAAAGUCAUUGGAACUGUGAACACUGCCGGAAAGAAUUUGGGAUCGAGCAUAGGUGAAACAGGCAGUCGAGUAAAAGCAAAAUUCACAAACUGGUGGAAUCGAAAAGCGCCCGUUCAAGAAGGCAUCGAGCAAGCAGAAGAGCCUUCUGAAUGA
Caenorhabditis remanei is the source of this 1554-nucleotide messenger RNA. RefSeq lists its product as uncharacterized. Bases 1 to 1554 code for a protein of 517 amino acids. The record is from RefSeq and is a predicted model, not a curated record. Gene Ontology annotation, cellular component: cytoplasm. The transcript is spliced from 8 exons. Lineage: Eukaryota; Metazoa; Nematoda; Chromadorea; Rhabditida; Rhabditidae.